ACAUCCUCCUCCCCUUUUACCCCAUUUCCACAGAUCAACGCCGCCGAAGCAGCCGAGCCAAAAUCAACAAUGGUGUCCGGUUCAGGGAUCUGCGCGAAGAGGGUGGUCGUCGACGCCCGCCACCACAUGCUCGGCCGCCUCGCCUCGAUCCUCGCCAAGGAGCUCCUCAACGGCCAGAAGGUCGUCGUCGUCCGCUGCGAGGAGAUUUGCCUGUCCGGCGGACUGGUCCGCCAGAAGAUGAAGUACAUGAGGUUCCUGAGGAAGCGCAUGAACACCAAGCCUUCCCAUGGCCCCAUCCACUUCCGCGCUCCUUCGAAGAUCCUCUGGCGCACCAUCCGCGGCAUGAUUCCUCACAAGACCAAGCGCGGGGAGGCCGCGCUCGCCAGGUUGAAGGUCUACGAGGGCGUCCCGCCGCCUUACGACAAGGUCAAGAGGAUGGUGAUCCCCGACGCUCUCAAGGUUUUGAGGCUGCAGAGUGGUCACAAGUACUGCUUGUUGGGCAAACUCUCCUCUGAAGUUGGAUGGAAUCACUAUGACACCAUCAAGGAGCUUGAGAGGAAGAGGAAGGAGAAGUCCGCUGUCAUGUACGAGAGGAAGAAGCAAUUGGCGAAACUUAGGGUUAAGGCCGAGAAGACCGCUGAUGAGAAGCUCGGCGCCCAGCUCGAGGUCAUUGCUCCCAUCAAAUAUUGAUCUUGUUUUCCCAAACAAAAACUUGGUUUCCUAUGUGUUGCUGCAUGAUCUUUGUAGGGGUUUAAUCUUUGCAAGUUUUCAGAGAAUAUGUAUUUUGAUCUUUCUGGUUUUGUCGUGGAUUUAUCUGAAGAGAGUGGAUUAAUUUUUGUUAUAGUUACAUUGAGAUCCUCGUUCUUGCAACCUUCGCCUGCUUUGCUAUGUGUUAGAUUAGAUUGGCAAAUUAUAACCCGAAAUCCAAGUGACCUGAACUCGAUAAAACGCGAUUUUUUUGGUCGGGUUGGUUAGUUGUUUGACCCGUUAGAUCCGUUCUUUUUAAUAUAUUACUCCUCAAAAAUUAUAUAAUCACUAAUUACUCCUCAAAAAUGAUAUAAUCACUCAUAAAUUAGUGAGAUAUUUUAAAAAAAAAUUCACAAGGAUUUGAAUGACAUGUUAGGAGUUAAGGAUAAUCAAAUAUCAUUUCUUUUAGUAGUAGUAAUUGUUUUUUUAUGAUUUGCGCAAUUUAUAUUUCAUUUCAUUAGCGUGGGAGGAUUUGAGAAUAUGUUAAUUGACAUGUUUUAGGUAAAUUAUUGUUAUGCAUAUGUGAAAAUUUGUGUUCUUUAAGAAAAUAUGAAGCACGUUUGAUAUUGUUUCUGAGAAUGCUCAUAACCAGAAGUGACAUGUAACCUGACCCGAAAUCGAAUUGGUUGGGUCAAUAUUUGACUCGAAAUAAACCAAUCAAAUAUGACCCGACCCGUAAUCGAAGUUCCCAACUUGAAAUUAGCCAACUCGACCUGAUUGCCAGGGCUACUGUCAAAUUAUUCGAAGAUGUUUGGACUCUUCAGUCUUCAUCUCCCUUCAUAGCUCAUUCUACCAUAAACUAUAAUAGGGAAUGUUCUUUCGCAUCCUGUAGUUCGAGGGCAUGAGUCUAUUUCCAAACAUUAUUUUUGGUUGAGCCGCCAUUGAAGAUGGCAGUGACAACCUCUAUUCAGUGAUUUCAUAGAAAGUAGUAAACUCCAUUUCUGGUCAUAGGCGUGAACUAAACCUAUGACUUCGUGAUUGAAGGAUGAAGUGAUCAACAACGAAGCAACUGUGGGGUUUUUUUUCCCCUCGCUUGUUGCAUUAUGUUUGCUGGUGAAAAUUAGGAAACUAUAAUCAGAAAACUAGGGGUUACUGCUACUUUUGGUCAUUGAGAUUACUAAAUCGUGUCAUGUCUAGUCAGUCAAGAAAUUUAAUAUCAAUUUUGGUCACUCGAAUUAUUGAAACAUAUUACAUUUAGUCACUCUCCCGUUAGUUUCCGUCCAAGUCCAUUAAUGGAGUUGGACGGAGGUUAACGGGAGAGUGACUAAAUGUGACCUGUUUCAGUAAUUCGAAUGACUAAAUGUGACAUGUUUCAGUAAUUCGAGUGACCGGAAUUGGAUGAAGGCUAACGGGAGAGUGACUGAACGUGACAUGUUUUAUUAAUUCGAGUGACCAAAAUUGAUAUUAAAUUUUUAUAGUGGCUAAGCAUGACUCAAUUUAGCAAUUUCAUUGACCAAAUGUGACAUUUACCCGAGAAAACUAUAAUAAGCUCCACCUGCAAAUCAACAUUAAAUUGUAGUAGAUGGAUGAUUGAUGAAGUAGGUGGACUGUGGACAAAAUUUUCUAGCCACACUUAUUUAGAUCGGUGGUGAGUGGGGUUGGGUUACCCGAUCUUCACAUUUCAGUCUCAAUGAAAAAUAAUGUUUUCUUGUUUAUAUUAUCGAAUAGUAAUCAUAUUUUGUUAGUGCACCAUAUACGAAAUAGAAAUUAUAUUAAAGUAUAGGAUAUUGCUUGCUCCAUGAUUGACAAAUUUUGUUCUGUUGUUUUUAUUGGAAACCCGAGGUGGAAUAAAAGAAAAUCAUUAUU
Messenger RNA from Linum trigynum, 2553 nucleotides. Lineage: Eukaryota; Viridiplantae; Streptophyta; Magnoliopsida; Malpighiales; Linaceae. The record is from the annotation of a GenBank genome assembly.